AUGCCUAGGCAGUCUAUUAGCCUACGGCAUUUUACAAGGCACCUUUCAAGGUCCCUACUACGACUUCAGCUGCCCCGGAUAAACCAGGUGGGCAUCCAAUAUCUUUCCAAUGACCUACAGAAGAAGGUUUUUCCCAACACGUCACCCUCAGACUACUUGCAAUCACAGCACCCGCUCCUUCUCUCGUUGGUGGAAAGUCACUUGAAAAAUGCCGGUUUACUUAAUAAGAAGACCCAGAUCAACGACCCCAUCGUGAUUCCAAAUCUUCCAGAAUUGGUGGGAAAGAACACUCUAGAUGAACACUUUACAAGGAUCGGCUACCGCUACUCGCAGCCGUAUCUUUCUAUGGCAGAAGACUUUCUACUGCAAUCUAGAGACUCUCUACCUAAACCUGACAAUUGGCUCUUUGCUAGCGGCUGGACUCGCUAUGCCCCAGGCUGUGACCCAGAGAAGGUGGAUUUUCCGCUUGAAGAUGAAUUGGUUUUUGACGUAGAGGUGAUGUACAAGCGGUCGAACUAUGCGGUCAUGUGCACAGCCAUGUCCUCCAAGGCAUGGUAUGGCUGGGUGUCGCCGCUACUAACAGAAUAUGCAAACGAUCCUUCCUACUCAGAUUGGAACCAUUUUAUUCCUAUGAACACUCAUGCAUCGCCAAAACUUUUGGUGGGCUUCAAUGUCAGCUACGAUAGAGCAAGAAUCUUGGAAGAGUACUCGGUCAAACAGUCCAAAGCCUUUUUUCUUGAUGCCAUGUCAUUUCACAUUGCCCUCAGUGGAUUUUGCUCGCAACAGAGACCCACAUGGAACAAGUUUAGAAAACACAAGCAAGCCGUGGAGAAUGCAGAGCUGGAGUCUGAGUCCAUAGACUUUGAUCUGGACCCAGAAGACCCCUUGUCAGGUCUCUCUGCAUCUGAUGUGGCUCAGGAACUCAUGGAUGAUCCGUGGCUAAACAAGGGCUCGCUGAAUUCUCUUGCAAAUGUGGCAGAGUUCCAUUGCGGAAUAAAGAUGAAGAAGGACCUUAGAGACACCUUUUCCUCCACCAAUAUUUCCGAUGUCACAGAAAACUUCCAGGAAUUGAUGAACUACUGUGCGGAUGAUGUUAUUGCGACCUACAAAGUGUCUCAGAAACUCUUUCCUGAGUUCCGCAAGAAGAUUCCCCAUCCCGUCUCUUUUGCUGCUCUUCGACUGUUGGGUACCUUGUUUUUACCCACAUCCACGUCCUGGGACUCCUAUGUUAAUAGCGCAGAGUCUGUCUACCAAGAAAAUAGACAGCUGGUGGACAAAAUACUUCAGGAGCGAGUUAAUGAAUUAGUGCGAUACAUCCAUGAAAAUGACGACCUGCUCAAGCCAGAUACGGAGCUGGACCCGUGGCUCAAGCAACUCAAUUGGAAUAUCAAGCCGGAGCGUCUUAGAAAAGAUGGAACUCGUUAUGCUCGUCAAGCCUAUCUCACAGGAUACCCAGAAUGGUACAGAGACUUGUUCAAAACAACCACGGAAAAAGACGGCGAGAAGCUACGUGAGAUGAAUAUUACGGUGAGAACAAGAAUCACGCCUCUCCUCCUACGCCUCAAGUGGGAAGGAUAUCCAUUGAUCUGGACAGAAUCUGCCGGGUGGUGCUUUAAAGUACCAUACGAGGGCGAGGUCGUGGACAUAAUGCUAAAGAAAAAUUAUACAAAGGCCGAACUCAGUGAGGAAGAUUUUGAGAUGAUGAUGCCUGAGCUUCGCGAUAAUGGUAUUCCUCAUGAACUUUUUAAGGUGCCACAUCCAGAGGGAAACAAGAAGAGGUGCACGCUCAUUAUGUCAAAGAGUUACAUUAAAUAUUUUGACAACGGAGUUUUAACUUCAGAAUAUGAUUAUGCCAAGGAAAUUCUCAAUUUGAAUGCUACUGCUUCCUACUGGAUGGGAAACAGGGCCCGUAUCAUGGAUCAGUUCGUUGUGUACUGUGAUCCUAAAGGUGAGAAGAACAAGUUUUUCGAUACUAAAAAGGAUUGCAAGUCACACAAGGAAAUGGGAAUUAUCAUCCCGAAGCUCUGUGUGAUGGGAACUGUCACAAGACGUGCAACUGAGAAUACUUGGCUUACUGCUUCCAAUAGUAAGGCUAAUCGAAUUGGUUCUGAGCUCAAAGCGAUGAUAACGGCACCCAAGGGCUAUGCUUUCGUCGGUGCCGACGUUGACUCUGAAGAAUUAUGGAUAGCAUCUCUAAUUGGGGAUUCAAUGUUCCAGAUCCAUGGUGGAACAGCACUUGGGUGGAUGACACUUGAAGGGGAUAAGCAUGAGAAGACCGACCUCCAUUCCAAGACCGCAGAAAUCAUGGGUAUCCUGAGGAAUGAUGCCAAGGUUUUUAAUUACGGCCGUAUUUAUGGUGCUGGAGUGAAGUUCGCCACUAGAUUGUUGAAACAGUGUAACGCUUCCUUGAGCGAUGCUGAAGCUGAAGAGAAAGCACAAAAGCUUUAUGAACUGACCAAAGGUCAGGUCAGCCACUCAAAGUUGUUUCUGAGACGCAUUUACCAUGGAGGAACUGAGUCGGUGAUGUUUAAUGCACUUGAAUCCAUCGCUUAUCAAGAGAAUCCAAAGACACCUACACUUGGAGCAUCCAUUACUGAUGCACUCACACAGAGAAAUCUUAAUAAGAACAACUACCUCACGUCACGAAUUAACUGGACCAUUCAGAGCAGUGGUGUUGACUAUCUCCACCUAUUGAUCGUUUCCAUGGAGUACUUGAUUGAAAAGUUCAAAUUGGACGCAAGAUUGAUGAUCACUGUCCAUGAUGAGUUGCGUUACUUUGUAAGGGACGAUCAAAAAUUGCUCUGUGCUUUGUUACUCCAAAUCAGUAACUUAUGGACCAGAGCCAUGUUCUGCGAGCAACUUGGAAUUAGAGAACUACCGCAAUCUUGUGCUUUCUUCUCUGAGGUGGAUAUUGAUUUUGUACUCCGGAAAGAGGUUGGUAUGGAAUGUAUCACACCUUCGCACCCUACGCCAAUAUCUCCAGGAGAAUCCUAUGAUAUCAACAGCCUUUUGGAAGCUAUAGACCCUUCCAUUCUUGAGACGAAUAGAAGCAAUUUACAAUAUCUCAAGAAUCACAAAUUUGUUGCUCGCGAACCAGUGAUUAAGAGCUUGAAUGCUGGGACUAGCAGUGGAUUUACUAUCGCGAAAUUAGCGUUGGAGAAUUCGACUAGCAAGGAUGAAUGGAAGGCAAAUGUUUCCAAGAUUUACAAGGUGCAGAGGGGCGAUGAGGGUUUGGAGAUGAUUCAAAAGUCAUCUAGGGCCAAAGUUCUGAACAAGUCCCUGACCAAGCAACCAAAGCCACUCAAAUCAACAAAGACUUCUCCAUCAAAGGAAUCAACUAAAUCCCUGGUCAAGGUCUCCAAAUCUGCAAAGAAUACCACGAAAGUUCUGACAGAAGCUUCAGCAUCAACUUAUAAGAAGCCACCAGAAAAGACCUCCAAGUUGACGAGAAUGAUAUCUGAAGAAUAUGACUUGUAUAAGGAGGACGGGGAUGAAAUGCUACGCCGAGAGGUCGAAAAGAGUAUUGGCCCAAAACUACAAGGUGGCCAGCAUUCUAAGAAACCCUCCCUGGCUAAUGUCGGCUUGCUGAACAGCAAUGCUCCCAAGGGCCAAUCGGUGAUUGUAGGAGCUCGCGGGCCGAAAAUGACGAAAUUUUCCAAUCUUUUCGGCUAUACACCUUCCAAGUCCAAAUUGUCUGUCAAUCCGUCACCUGCUGGUACAGCCAAGUAUAAUUUUCACUCAAAGGCCGCUUCAACCCCCAAUCUUGAAUCCACUUCACAAGAGGGAAAAAUCAAACAGGGAUCAAGUAAAGUCUCUUCAAAAGAAUUCAAUCAUGGAUUUCCUCUCAUCCAGAAUUUCGGUUUUGCAAACGCACAACUCGCUUCACACCGCAAGGUGAAGCGAACUGGCUCUCUAAGACAAAAAUUUCAGACUAAGCAUAUACAUACUUUCAUUGGAGCCGAUGACAACUUCGAACGACGAUCGCAAGUCGAUGUCACUCUGGACACACUUGGUGCACAUCGCCGUCGUCGACGACGAGAAGACUAA
Molecule: messenger RNA, 4047 nt
Organism: Sungouiella intermedia
Lineage: Eukaryota; Fungi; Ascomycota; Pichiomycetes; Serinales; Metschnikowiaceae
Source: the annotation of a GenBank genome assembly